CUGGCCGCCGGCAGGCGCACGCCGAGCGCCCUGGGAGCAGUCAUGGCAGACGGUCCGGUGGCGGAGGUGCUGCUGCAGCGGCUGGAGGCGGCCGAUGGCGGCUUGGACAGCGCUGAACUGGCGGCCGAGCUGGGCGUAGAGCAUCAGACCGUGGUGGGCGCCGUGAAGAGCCUGCAGGCGCUGGGUGAGGUAAUCGAGGCUGAGCUGCGUUCCACCAAGCGCUGGGAGCUUACCGCUGAGGGCGAGGAGAUUGCCCGGGAAGGCAGCCAUGAGGCCCGGGUGUUUCGCAGCGUCCCCCCAGAGGGCCUGCCCCAGAGUGAGCUCAUGCGACUGCCCAGUGGCAAGGUGGGCUUCAGCAAGGCCAUGUCCAACAAGUGGAUCCGAGUGGACAAGAGUGCUGCCGACGGGCCCCGGGUGUUCAGAGUGGUGGAUAGCGUGGAGGAUGAGGUGCAGCGGCGGCUCCAGCUGGUCCAGGGUGGACAGGCCGAGAAGCUGGGAGAGAAGGAGAGGAGCGAGCUCAGGAAGAGGAAGCUGCUGACUGAAGUGAACCUGAAGACCUACUGGGUGAGCAAAGGCAGUGCCUUUAGCACCAGCAUCUCCAAGCAGGAAACAGAGCUGAGCCCAGAGAUGAUCUCCAGUGGCUCCUGGCGGGAUCGGCCCUUCAAGCCCUACAAUUUCUCGGCCCAUGGCGUCCUCCCUGACAGCGGCCACCUGCACCCCCUGCUCAAGGUCCGCACCCAGUUCCGGCAGAUCUUCCUGGAGAUGGGGUUCACCGAGAUGCCGACCGACAAUUACAUUGAGAGCUCCUUCUGGAACUUUGACGCACUCUUCCAGCCCCAGCAGCACCCAGCACGGGACCAGCAUGACACCUUCUUCCUGCGAGAUCCAGCCCAGGCCCAGCAGCUCCCAAUGGACUAUGUCCAUCGCGUCAAGCGGACCCACUCUCAAGGCGGCUACGGUUCACAGGGGUACAAAUACAACUGGAAACUGGACGAGGCUCGGAAAAACGUACUGCGCACCCACACCACGUCGGCCAGCGCCCGCGCCCUCUACCGCCUGGCCCAGAAGAAGCCCUUCACAGCGGCCAAAUACUUCUCCAUUGAUCGUGUGUUCCGGAAUGAGACCCUAGAUGCCACGCACCUGGCCGAGUUCCACCAGAUCGAGGGCGUCGUGGCUGACCACGGCCUCACGCUAGGCCACCUCAUGGGCGUCCUGCGGGAGUUCUUCACCAAGCUGGGUAUCACCCAGCUGCGUUUCAAGCCGACCUACAACCCUUACACCGAGCCCAGCAUGGAAGUGUUCAGCUACCACCAAGGCCUGAAGAAGUGGGUUGAGGUUGGAAACUCUGGGAUCUUCCGCCCCGAGAUGCUGCUGCCCAUGGGGCUCCCUGAGAAUGUGUCAGUCAUUGCCUGGGGCCUCUCCCUUGAGCGCCCGACAAUGAUCAAAUACGGCAUCAACAAUAUCCGGGAGCUGGUGGGCCACAAGGUGAACCUGCAGAUGGUGUACGACAGUCCCCUGUGCCGCCUAGAUGCCGAACGGGGGCCCCCGUCGACACAGGAGGCCGCAUGACACGAACCGCCCUGGAUAGGCCGCCUUCCCCAAGACCCUGCUGCCCUUUGCAUCCCUGCCAGUGACCCCCUUGUACUUACGAGGCCUCUGUGAGGCCAGUCCCCCUGCCCCUGGUAUCUCCUCUUCCCCACUGGCCCCAGGGUCCCAGGGACAGGGGAGCGGGUAGCAGGUUCAUUCUGUUGUCCACCUGUGAGGGUGGGCCUUGGGGAGCCCUGCAGACCAGCUGCUGGCUAAUAAAGUGGGCACUUGCCCUCA
Molecule: messenger RNA, 1824 nt
Organism: Orcinus orca (killer whale)
Lineage: Eukaryota; Metazoa; Chordata; Mammalia; Artiodactyla; Delphinidae
Gene: FARSA
Product: phenylalanyl-tRNA synthetase subunit alpha
Exons: 13
Coding region: 43-1569 (508 amino acids)
Biological process (GO): phenylalanyl-tRNA aminoacylation
Cellular component (GO): cytoplasm; cytosol; phenylalanine-tRNA ligase complex
Molecular function (GO): ATP binding; tRNA binding; phenylalanine-tRNA ligase activity
Source: RefSeq, a predicted model, not a curated record